Henningerozyma blattae CBS 6284 is the source of this 1482-nucleotide messenger RNA. It is a transcript of the gene SSH1, whose product is annotated as Ssh1p. The coding region runs from base 1 to 1482 and encodes 493 amino acids. Gene Ontology annotation, biological process: SRP-dependent cotranslational protein targeting to membrane, translocation; post-translational protein targeting to membrane, translocation. Gene Ontology annotation, molecular function: transmembrane protein transporter activity; ribosome binding; signal sequence receptor activity. Lineage: Eukaryota; Fungi; Ascomycota; Saccharomycetes; Saccharomycetales; Saccharomycetaceae. The transcript has a single exon. Gene Ontology annotation, cellular component: membrane; Sec61 translocon complex. The record is from RefSeq and is a predicted model, not a curated record.
AUGGCUGGGUUUCGUUUAAUUGAUUUGGCUAAACCUUUACAAUCCAUUUUACCAGAAAUCGAACUCCCUUAUGAAAAUAUUCCAUUCGAUGAUAAAUUAAUUUAUACUUUUGUCUCUGCUUUGGUCUAUAUCUUAUGUCAAUUCCCAUUGGCCUCUAUCUCCAAAGAGCAUAUCGACGUGAAAGAUCCAAUCUUCUUCUUACGUAAUGUUUUUGCCUCUGAAACUAAGACUUUAAUGGAAUUUGGUUUAUUCCCAUUGAUUUCAUCUUCUUUAAUCUUACAGUUGAUGGCUGGUCUAAGAUUGAUUGAUAUCAAUUUCAAAAUUAAGUCUGAUAGACAAUUGUUCCAAACUUUGACUAAAUUUUUAGCUAUUGUUCAAUACAUUAUCUUGGCUAACAUUUUUAUCUUCGCCGGUUAUUAUGGUUCUAACUUGUCACCAGGCCAAAUUUUGAACCUAAACAUUCAAUUGAUUGGGUCUGGUAUUUUUACUACUCUUUUAUGUGAAAUCGUCGAUAAAGGUUACGGAUUUGUUUCAGGUAUUAUGACUAUUAACACCGUGGUCAUUGCCACUACUUUAGUCUCAGAUGCUUUAGCUUUCAAUCAAAUUGCUAUUUCUGAUUCUGAUGACACUAUUACUGAAGCUCAAGGUGCCAUCAUUAACUUGAUUCAAAGCUUAAGAGCUUCUCAUAGAACUUUGAUGGGUAAUAUUGUAUCUGUAUUCUCAAGAGACUAUUUACCAAACUUAUCCUCCGUUUUAUUAUGCAUAUUAGUUGGGGUUGCCGUAGCUUAUUUGCAUAACAUUAGAAUUGAAUUACCAAUUAGAUCAACAAGAGCAAGAGGUAUGAAUAAUAUGUAUCCAGUCCGUUUGUUGAAUAUCGGUUGUUUAUCGAUUCUUUUCUCUUAUGUCAUCUUAUUUUUCAUCCAUAUCAUUGCCUUUGUUUUCAUUCAAUUGAUUGCUAAGAAUGAUCCAAGUCAUAUUAUUUGUAAAAUUAUUGGUCAUUAUGAAGUAGUUAACAACUAUCUUUAUGUACCAACAUUCCCAUUAUCAUUAUUGACUCCACCAAGAUCUAUUCAAUCAAUGAUUUUUAAACAACCAUUGACUAUCAUUGUUUUCCCACUAUUCUUAGCUACCACUGGUGUUUGGUUCGCCUCAAAAUGGCAAGCUAUCUCCGGUUCUUCUGCUAAGGAUAUUGCUAAUGAUUUCAAAGAACAAGGUAUUACUCUAACUGGACGUAGAGAACAAAACAUUGCCAAAGAAUUAGAAAAGACUAUCCCUACUGCAUCAACUACCGGUGCUGCUGUGUUGGCUUUAACCACUGCAGUUGGUGAAUUUUUAGGUUUGAAAGGUCAAGCUGCUGGUAUGGUUGUUGGUGUCUGCGGUGCUUUUGCCAUCUUAGAAUUUGUCACAUUAGAAUAUCAACAAUCUGGUGGUCAAAGUAUGUUGGCUCAAGUUUUAGGUGGUGCUGCAUCUGCAUUCCAAUAG